GAUUCGAGAUUUUAUAAAUAUCCUGUAUGCUAGGUGCUGCUGCGGCAUUUCACUCCCAAAUCUUUCAAUUUUUACACUUUAUACAUCAAAAACGUUUAUUUAAAAAUAAAAAAAAAUUAUUUUAAUUUAUAAAUUAAUUAAAAUUUCGUAUUUUGUAUAAUUCAAAAUUAAUUUUCGAAAAAUGUAAACUCCUCGGGGUUAGGUUGGGGAAUAAUAUUUUAAAAUUAGCUCAGUUUGAAACGUUCCAUUAAAUGGAACGGGUUUCUUUGUUAACUUGGAUUUUAAAAUCCGAAUUUAAUUCGUAGAAAUGUAUUACGGCUCGGAUCCGGAAACUUUGGAUCGUCGAAACGAGACGGUUUGUUCGCGAUUUUUAAAGUUCACCUGGAAAACGAUUACGUUCUUUUUCUCGCACAUUACUUUAGUUUCGAUGGUUGUUUCUUAUUGUAUCCUCGGCGCCGUUACUUUCGAAAAGUUGGAGAAAGAAAACGAGAUUACGGUUAAGAAAAACAUCAGCAGCAUUAGACACCACAUAAUGGAUAAAUUAUGGAACAUCACGUACCACGGCGAAGAAGUGUUAAAGGAGGACACCUUCAUCAACAGCUCGAUUGACAUUUUAAACGAUUUCGAGCAAGAACUAAUAAAAGCGAUAAAGAACCACGGUUGGGAUGGAAACGAGGAUUUGAACAAAGUCCAAUGGAACUUCGCGGGGUCGCUAUUUUACUCGAUAAUCGUCAUUACAACAAUCGGUAAGUAACUUAAAUUAAUCCCUCGUCUUUGUUAUUUCGCUUUUCCUCCUCCGCUUUUAUUUUAUCGCCCUGUUUUCUUUUUAUUACAAACUGGGUCAAAUCCAAUCAGAAAUCGACACCUCCGUUGUCGCUUCGAUUGGACCCGGAACAAAGAGGUUCACUCUCACCCCGUUAACGCGAGACGAUUUCCUAUCGUUCUUUUUUUGACUCUUCUCUUUUUAUCUUUAUAGUUUUUCUUUCUUUAUUUUUUUUUAACAACUUAUCCCGGCUCUUUCUCCUUUUACAUUCACCUCUUUCUUUCUCGUCUUGUUAUCGACGUCUCUGGGGAAGUUAAAAAUGUU
Molecule: messenger RNA, 1087 nt
Organism: Onthophagus taurus
Lineage: Eukaryota; Metazoa; Arthropoda; Insecta; Coleoptera; Scarabaeidae
Source: RefSeq, a predicted model, not a curated record